AUGGCGAUGCGGAGAAGAGCUUCUUCUGCCAUAAUUCUUUCCAUUGCUCAGUCUCAGGAAGCAGCGGCUUCAGUAGGUACUACUGCUACUGCUAGGUGUACUACUAUUGCUUCAUUUCUCUCUGCAUUCCCAAACCCUAAACCCCAAUUAGCUUUUUAUUCUGCUAUUAGUGGCAAAGUUGAGAGUUCUUCUGGAAAAGCUCUGAAAUUUCAACCGGGAUUGAGGAAUGAUAUUAAUAAUGUCGACAGUCUUCAUGAUGCUCUGAGCUUGUACCGGCAUAUGGUCCGGAUGAGGCCUCUGCCUUGUGUUAUUCAGUUCAAUCAAUUGCUGAACCGUAUUGUUAAGAUGAAGAAUCAUUAUGUAUCUGCUAUUUCCCUUUUUAGAGAUAUGUGUGUCAAGGGCAUUCCUGCUGAUGAGGCCACCCUCAGUGUUGUGAUUAAUUGUUACUGCCUCCUGGGUCGAGUGGAUUUGGGGUUUACUGUGUUGGCUGCUUUCAUGAAGCGUGGUCUUGUCCCUAAUGUGGUCACCUUUAGUACUCUACUCAAAGGACUCUUUCGAGAAUAUAGGGUCCCCCAGGGACAAGAAUUGUUUAAGAAGAUAAUAUUCGAAAAACUUUGCGAGCCCAAUGAAGUUAUGUUUCUGAUUGUGAUAGAUGGGCUUUGUAAGGUGGGGAACAUUCAAACGGCCAUUGAAUUCCUAAGAGUCAUGGAAAAAAGAAGAAGAUGUAAGCCCACCGUUUAUGUGUACAGUACAAUCAUUGACAGCUUGUGCAAGGAUAAAAUGGUUGAUGAAGCUCUUGCCCUCUUACAGGAGAUGAUUGAAAAGGGCAUUCCCCCGAAUGUUGUCACUUACAGUUGUUUGAUUCAAGGUCUGUGCAACUUAAGCAGAUGGAGGGACGUUGACAAGCUGUUUUCUGAGAUGAAGGUUUAUAAAAUUGUUCCGAAUGUUAUUACUUUUAGUAUAGUGGUGGAUGCACUAUGUAAGGAAGGGUGUAUAGAAGAUGCUGAAGAGGUAGUCCGGAUCAUGAUCCAGCAAGGUCAAAAUCCCGACCUGGUCACAUACACUUCCUUAAUGAAUGGGUACUUUUUACAGAGCCGAAUAGAUGACGCAAGGAGAGUUUUCGAUACCAUGGUUGCUAGCGGCUUUACACCCAAUCUCCAUAGCUAUGGUAUUCUAAUAAAUGCCUAUUUCAAGACCAAGAAAUUGGAAGCAGCCAUGAAGCUCUUUCGAGAGAUUCCACAUAAAGGUUUAACACCUGAUAUUGUUAUUUAUAACACUGUGUUGCACGGGUUAUUUAGUUCAGGAAGGUAUCUUAGUGCACGAGAAAUUUUCAAUGAGAUGCAAGCUUCUGGCAUGAAGCCUGAUUUUCCCACUUACUGUGUGGUACUGGAUGGAUUAUGCAAGACUGGACAUAUCGAUGAAGCAUUGCAGUUAUUCCAUGAAAUGGAAACUGAUGGAACAAAUCUUCACAUAAUAAUGUACAAUAUCAUCAUUGAUGGGUUGUGCAAAAGCAGGAGGCUCGAUAGUGCUCGAGAUCUUUUCAACAAUCUCUCCCUUAAAGGAUUGGACCCUAACGUCACAAUAUACAACACCAUGAUUUCUGGCCUGCUUUCAGAAGGUCUGCUCAUCGAAUCUAAAGAGCUCAUUGGAAAAAUGGAAGAGAAGGGUUGCUUGGCAAAUAGUGUUACAUACAAUGUCAUUCUGCAAGGACUCCUUAAGGGAGGUCAUUAUGAUGAUGCAGUGGUCUAUUAUGAAGAAAUGGUUCACAGAGGAUUCUUGCUGGAUGCAUCUACGUUUUCCCUUUUACUUGAUUUAUCUGCUGAGAAUCAGAACAAUCCUUCUGUGCUAAUGUUGAUGCUGAAGAUUGAUCCCGAUAGCAAGAAGUUCAUAGAUGGGGAACGAAGAGGACCUUCACAUUAGUUGCAACAUGUUGGUCCUGCCAUUUAUUUUGGCCUUUGAACUUUAAUUUGCUGGAACUAACAUUAUUUAGGUUUGAAUUGGAUCCUGUUGUCACUUAUCAUCUUUGAUGCAACUGAGCCUUAGAGGAGAUCUCUUGGUCAUAUUUUGUGAAACACCUCCAAGGUCUUUAGUUUGGUGGAGAAGCUGCAUUGCUUAGGGAAGUUCAAUUGACAAGUGUGGCAGAUCAAAGAAAUCUGCUGCUGUUAGUUGGAUUUGUACCACUUCUUCUAAGGGACUUCUUGUUGACCUUUCCAUGGAGAACCUCAGUGUGGCAUAUCACUUAAAUGGGGAGCAGUGGAAUUUGUAUCGCAGGGUGUGAAGAUUUGACGUCAGCUCAGACUUGAUAGAGACAAUUUAUUAGGUAUUGAAACGUAUGGAAAUAGUUGUGAAGAAUUUUAUAUGAAAGGAAUUGGCUGAAGUUAUCAAGACUAAUUUUUUAAAUCAGGGAAGAUUUUUUAACUUCAAACCACGUCUUAGAUAAGUUAGUUCAAAUUGAAUUGUGAGAAAAUUUAGAGCAAGUCUUAAUUUUAAUUUAUUUUAUUUUAUUUUUCAGUGACAAACAUUGAAUGACAAGUCUUGCAUUGAAGUUUUAUGCAAGAGAUCUGUUUUACAACGGUUCAAAAUCAUGUUCAUUAACUGUCCUAUGGACAACUUAAUUAUCUUUUCUAAUAGCUUUAGAGGAGGAUUCCCAAUUUUAGACGGAAAAACUAAUCUUGUUUCUGAAUGCAGGAAAAAAGUUUGUGAUAAAACUUUUCUAUAAAUGGGAUUUUUGUAGUAACAUCUAUUCUGCGUAGCUGGUUCAGUUUGUGAAGAAUUUUGUCACAAUAUUCAUUCCUACAGUAUGCGGUAAAUUUGAAUUAUUUACUGGGAAGAUAUGCAGCAUAGAAUGGAAAUAGUGAAUGUGUAUCUUGAAUACCAGUAACCAUUUUUUGUUUGUCAUAAAAUUGUUUGACAAGGUAUUAUUGGUCACUGAGGUGGAAUUGGGAGAUAUUCAUUGUUUUUGCUAGUUAUGAUUGGGCAUGAUCUGCAGUGAUAUGAAUGAUCUUUCAGUAAUUGUAAAGUAUCUAUUUGUGCCUGUAAUAGACGUCAAACCUGGAGAAAAAGGCCUGGACUGAUGUGCUAGAAAAGAAUUUCUUUUGAUACAGCACAUGGCCUGGAGUACCUGCAUGAGCAUUGCAAUGGUAAAAUUGUUCACCCUGAUUUAAAGCCUGGAAACAUCCAUCUGGAUGAUAACUUGGAAGCUUUCUUCGGUGGAUACAAAAUUAUCAGAUUGCAACUUGAGUCCAGGGAACUAUGGGACACAUUGCCCCUGAAUAAUUGUAUGUUCCUGCUGUGGUCUUAUCGGUGCAUUAAUGAAAUGGGUAAAUACCUUGAUUAGUGGUGUUGGAAUAUUUGAACUAGCUUAAUUGAUCUCUUUAUUUGACUUUUUUGUCAAAGUUUACACUGUUGUCAAAGUGUUAUCAGUAACCUUGAGUGAUUGCAAUUUGCAAACUAAUCUUUGUGUAUGGCAGACUUCGUUUCUUCAUCAGUCAAUUAGUAGGUCUUGGUUAUUGAGUUGGUUGCCUCUAGUUCCAGUUCUAAUUAUAUUGGAAAGUUCCUUGUAGUGUUUGAGUUGGUUGUCUUACUGUAGUAGUUGCUUAUAUCUAGUGGGGCUGCUGCAAUUUUGUCUACACAAGAUAGAGCCUUCAUGGCACCCACCAAGUUGCAUCUUAAGGAAACCCCAAUCUGGAUGAACUUUGGUCUAACAUCCAAUCCAACACCAGUUUUAAGUUGAAAGACAUUUGUCCUGAGAUACCGGUCCAAACCAUUUGUGAAUUGGAUUUGAAUUUGGUUUGUUGUUGGACCAAGUUCAUCUAAAUGUGAGCUGGAAUGGAUAUGCAGUGCUUUUUUGAAGAAUUUCAUGCAUUUCUGCUUGUAAAUAUGCGUCCGCUAGUUGAAACUAAGUUGCUGAAUGAUUACUUGUCCAGGACAUUUGCAUGUCUGUUGUUUAGCUUUCACAAUUCUGCUUGAUUCUUCCUUCCUUUAAUACUGCUGUCAGUUAUAGUUUGUCUUUGACCAUGGAAAGGCAUAUAGUUUGUGUGAUUGUGAUGACUGAUAUUCAUCCUGCAAGUUUGGGGUGUUUUAUUUAUUUAUUUUUUGGCCCCCUUUUAUAAUGAGAAGAGUUCUAGAAUUGAAAUCUUGAUGCAUUUCAGUGGUUUAUUUUAUUAUCUUUAUUUUCUUAUGUUUAAAAGAGGUGAGGGUCAUAAAUGUGUCGUGAAAUUCACACUGGUUUCUUUUGGGAAUGUCUUGGAUGGAUUGAGUUUUAGAUAAAAGGCGGUUGUCUGGUUGUCCUUGAAUCCUCAGAGUUUGUGUUUCCCCUUGCUUGCAGAAGCUAUUGCUUCUUUUCUUCUUUAGAGGAUUGAAUAACAAUUUGACAUCCUGAUUCCUGUAUACUGCGAAAGUUUGGCAUUCUGGCAACUAGAUCUGUUUAACUAUUUUUGGAGGCAGUUGCCAUAUUUUACAUCGUAUGACUACAAGUUAUAAUUGUCGAUAUUUGUGCAAUCAGGUGUUCAGUCAAUCUUUAGCUUGGAGGGAGUGAAAAAGGGUGACUAAUUAAUACUUAAGGCUAUUAUUCUUCUGUAUGUACUAUAUCAUGUCUGCAUUUUAUUGCAUUGUGAUCUUUUUCUUCCUUAGCUUUUGAUUGUACGUAAUUUCUGAACACUAGAACCAACCAUGCUGGAGUUGUACAACUACAGAGAACAUAGAACAUAGACUGUCGAGUGUUGUUUCACUGAAGCUAACAUUCGCAAGGGUUACUACAUUCUGUUUCAAGCUGCUAACAAUUUUCCUGCAAUGAUCAAACCUUAUUGCUGA
Messenger RNA from Coffea eugenioides, 4812 nucleotides. RefSeq names its product pentatricopeptide repeat-containing protein At1g63330-like. The transcript is spliced from 2 exons. Gene Ontology annotation, molecular function: protein binding. The coding region runs from base 1 to 1920 and encodes 639 amino acids. The record is from RefSeq and is a predicted model, not a curated record. NCBI's taxonomy places the organism in Eukaryota, Viridiplantae, Streptophyta, Magnoliopsida, Gentianales, Rubiaceae.